Frieseomelitta varia is the source of this 1717-nucleotide messenger RNA. RefSeq names its product activator of 90 kDa heat shock protein ATPase homolog 1. Gene Ontology annotation, cellular component: cytosol. Gene Ontology annotation, molecular function: ATPase activator activity; protein-folding chaperone binding. Gene Ontology annotation, biological process: protein folding; positive regulation of ATP-dependent activity. Lineage: Eukaryota; Metazoa; Arthropoda; Insecta; Hymenoptera; Apidae. The record is from RefSeq and is a predicted model, not a curated record. The coding region runs from base 394 to 1410 and encodes 338 amino acids. The transcript has 9 exons.
GUAACUGUUCGCUCGUUGCGCGUUCCGCCGUGGGAGAAUAUUUUCACGUUCAGUUUCCUAUCUGAAAUAACGCUGUCGGUACACGUUCACGAAAUUUCUAGAAGUGUCCCACAUCCCCCCACCUCCCAUCACUGUCACGUUUGUUUCUCUAGUAAUUUCGAGUUUCGCGUGGAGGUUUGCGGUUUUCACGUUAUUUAUUUAUUUGUUCGUAACACAAGGUUCGAUGUUCAACGUGCACAUCUUUCAGAGACAAUCAACCCACCGCGAAACAAUGUGCUGAAUAUCGAGAUCGACGAAGUCGCAAACUCUCGACAGUCGCGCUGUAAAUAAAUAAAAGUCCGAAUCUCCAAUCGAAAUUUCGAAACGGUCUUUCGAAAAUUUUGUUCUUGAGAAAUGGCCAAGUGGGGUGAAGGAGAUCCCAGGUGGAUCGUUGAAGAAAGGCCUGAUGCCACCAAUGUAAAUAAUUGGCACUGGACGGAGAAAAAUGCCUGUACUUGGUCCCAAGAAAAAAUAAAAGAAUUAUUUACCAAUAUGAAGAUGGAAGGAGAUAAUGUUUCCUGUAAAGUAAAAGAAGUAGAGAAAUGUGAAGGUGAGGCAAUGGCAAAUAAUCGAAAAGGUAAAUUAAUUUUCUUCUAUGAAUGGAAUAUUGUUUUGAAGUGGGUAUCCAACAAAAAAUCUGAUAAGAAGAUUGAGGGUAAAAUAAACAUUCCAAAUCUCUCUGAGGAAAAUGAUAUUUCUGAAGUAGAUAUUGAAAUUACUCUAGAAGAUAGUACAGACGAAGGUGAAGCAGUAAAACAUUUUCUACAUACAAAAGGAAAAGAAUUUAUUAGGGAUAAAUUAAAAAAAUAUGUCUCUUCCUUAAAAGAAGAAUUCACAGUCGGAAUGAUUUUACCCAAAAAAGAUAAUGUAAAAGAAAAUAUUUCAAAUAUCACUUCUGGAUUCAAUGCAAAAAUGCAAAUGAAUUCUACUAUAGUAUCAUCGAAUAAUAAAAAAGAAUUGGGAUGUAAAAUUUCCACGACGACGAUUAAGCAACAACAGAAGUUUCAGUGCAGAGCCGAAGAAUUUUACAACGUAUUUACAACAAUUGAAAUGGUUCAAGCAUUUACAAAAGGACCGGUGAAGCUUGAACUGAAAAAGGGAGGCAAAUUUGAAUUAUUUGGUGGUAAUAUACAUGGCGAUUUUAUGGAUAUAACGCCUACGAAGAUUGUUCAAAAAUGGCGUUGCAAACAAUGGCCUGAUGGCCAUUAUAGUGAUGUUACUAUUGACAUUUGUGAAAAAAAUGACCAUACUGAAGUUAAUUUAACACAAGUGGGUGUACCAGUUAGUGAGGAAGAAUCCACAAAAGAGAAUUGGGAAAGGUAUUAUUGGGAUGCUAUAAAACGUACAUUUGGAUUCGGUUAUUUUAUGUGAUCUACGUAUGUUUUAAAGUUUGCUUGCUUACUGAUAAGUAGAAAAAUAAUUAAAACUUGUACUGUCGUAAAUCGCCUCGCAUACCAUUUACGAACUAGCCGCAUAAUAAUCAGCCACGUACAAAAACUGUUUUCCGUCACAAUGCUAGUUACAAUUCUUUUUUCUUUCCCUACCCUUUCUAUUUAGUACAUUACAUCGUAUAAGCGUGACAAUUGUGUCGUUGCUUGAACAUAAAUGAACCAUUACCAACGUGAUACAUCUGUAUUAAUAGUUGUAUAUGUCAAAUAAACCAUGUCACAUAUUUAAA